CUUACAUGAUCACUUUAGUUUCCCAGAAAGAAAAACCUCUCACAUUAAUAAUGGACUCUCCUCCUCCAGCUCCAUCGCCAACUCUACCUCCACCUCCUCAUCAUCUACUCGCCGAGCAGUACAGGAAUUGGCUGGAUCUGCCCCGGGAAUUGAUGGAGUCUAUCCUCAAGAAGCUUAGCGUCAUCGAGAUCCUGACCAGUGCGCAAAAGGUGUGCUUGCCCUGGCGUGACAUCUGCAAUGACCCCUACAUGUGGCGAACCCUCAACAUGGUCGACGUCCAGGACUCAAGGAACAUGCCCUACGACCUCGAGGCCGAAAUGUGUCGCCAAGCCGUCGAUCUCAGUUGUGGCCAGUUGGUGAGAAUCAAAGUCGGCCGCUUUUGUACCGACAGGCUCCUUGAGUACAUCACUGAGAGUUCAAGAGGGCUCAGAUACCUUGGACUUUCAUGGUGUGAAAUUUCGGAAACUGGGUUCAGUGAGGCAGUUGCAAAUAUUCCAUUAUUGGAAGAGCUUGAACUUUCAUACUGUUCAUGGACAGAAAACUUUCCGGAAGUUGUUGGCCGUAGUUGUCCCCAUUUGAAGUCACUCAAAUUGAGACGUGAGGUUUAUGGGGGAGAUCAUGAGUGUGAUCUUUCGGCAAAUGCUAUUGCAGAGAACAUGCCUGGAUUAGUCAUACUUCACCUUGUUGGGAAUAAGCUGACUGAUAAUGGUUUGCUGGCCAUACUUGAUGGUUGUCCUCACCUUCAAACACUGAUACUUCGGAAUUGUCGUUGUGUCUCUCCGGAAGGGGAUGUUGGAAGAAAAUGUUCUGAACGGAGAAAAAACUUGCUGCUUGAUUAUUCCAAUGAUCACCAAGAAUUUGAUGAAAUGCCGGAAGUUGAUAGUGGAUAUCAUGAUUACUAUGACAACGACCCUGAAAAUUUAGGGCUAGCUUGAAUAUAUAAACCACUUUAUCUAACAUUACUCUUAUUUGAUUUGAAGACUCUUAUUUGAUACGAUUUACUUGUAGAACAAUCAUCUAAUGUUGCAAUUGAAAUGUAGUGGAAUAAUGUUAUAAAUUAGAUAUUUUAGGACAAAUCCUCCGACCGGUACUACAGGAAUAAUUGGUUGGAUCUUUGCCUUGAUGUGACGUCGUUGAUACUCGGAAGACUCGACGUCGUCAAGAUCCUGACUUGCUCGCAAAUGGUGUGCUUGCACGUACCGGGCGUAACGUCUGCAAGGACCCUUCCAUGUGGCGCACCCUCAACAUGGGCCACUUCAGGGAAUUAUGGCCGAGGUACGGGCGCUACGAUCUCAGGAAGAUCUACCGCCGCGCAGUCGAUCUCAGUUGCGUCCAGUUGGUGCAGAUCGAAGUCGGCAGCUUUUGUGACGACAAUCUCCUCAAGGACAUUACUCAACGUUCAGGGGAGCUUAGCUAUAAACUACUGGUGCUUCAGUAUUUCAGAUAAGGGAUGGAGUGAGGUUGCUGCAAAUAUUCCAUUAUUGGUGGAGCAUGAACUUUCAUACCGAUCUUGAAGCACUGAAAAAUUUCUGGAAGAUUGUGGAUAUUAUGAUGACUACUACUACUAUAUUGACGAUGACUUUGAAGACUUUGGUCUUGGAUCUGAAUCAUGUGAUUGAGUUGGAGCUUUAAUUGAGAGAUAUAUUUUUGUGCUGCUAUUAUCUAUUGGAUGGCUUAGAGCAUUCUCAUCCGCUUCCCUAAACGCCCAUUAUCUCUAUAUUUUGGAAAAACCUAGAAAGGUCCCUCCCAUCCGGAUCCCUAAAUUAGGGAUUUGAUUUAGGGUUAAUACAAUGGUUCCCAUAUUUGGGGAACUACUGUACAUCCUCAAUCGACCCAACUGUUCAUUUCCUGUUGUUGGUCCUGCAUGAAGAUCUCUCUUGAGUCUCAAGUGCCCUCGUUCUAUCAUCCCUCUCUAGCACCGUUUGCCACCAUCUUCAGAGGCCCCUUCAUCGGCUGGAUUUCAUAUCAGAUGCUCAAAGACUAGCACAAGCAAGCGAAAGACGUUUUGAUCUCUUUCAGAGGAAGUUUUUUUGCUUUAAACCCUCUCGAGAAUGUUACAGGGAAGUCAUUUAUAGUUGCAGAGGGGUCUAGAUGUUGUUUGGCCUUUUCAUUUCAUAGGCUUAUACUCCUUUUACAUGAGGAAAAAAAAAUCUGUUAGACUGAGUACUUGUUCUCCUUUUACAUGUGCAGUUUUUCAAUCAUAGGGCCCAAUACUUGACUAGGUAUUGACUAGAAUUUGGACCACCAAAGUUAUGAAUGGCAAUGCGAGCUGGCAGACUGAUUCAAGUUACGGCAGGUGCUUCUAUUGGGGGAAAGAGUAAUGUCUUGAAAGCAGUGAGGAAAGCAGGGCUUGGUGGAAGGAAGCCGCUUGGUUAUUUAUCGGUUUGAAUUAUACUUUGUUUCAUCAUUAUUAUUUAAAGAUUCGAGGAUACA
Juglans microcarpa x Juglans regia is the source of this 2433-nucleotide messenger RNA. Its product is annotated as putative F-box/LRR-repeat protein 23. NCBI's taxonomy places the organism in Eukaryota, Viridiplantae, Streptophyta, Magnoliopsida, Fagales, Juglandaceae. The record is from RefSeq and is a predicted model, not a curated record. Gene Ontology annotation, molecular function: protein binding. The transcript is spliced from 5 exons. Bases 6 to 935 code for a protein of 309 amino acids.